Messenger RNA from Tigriopus californicus, 1669 nucleotides. RefSeq lists its product as uncharacterized. NCBI's taxonomy places the organism in Eukaryota, Metazoa, Arthropoda, Copepoda, Harpacticoida, Harpacticidae. Bases 228 to 977 code for a protein of 249 amino acids. The transcript has 2 exons. The record is from RefSeq and is a predicted model, not a curated record.
ACGGUGUUCUAUAUUUUAGGACGCGGAGUUUAAUGGCAAUUGGAUUUGAUUCAAAUCUUAGUCAAAAUUUACGUUUUCCCGAAAUUAAGGCAGGGACAACAAAACACGAAGUUGCGUAACUUUGAUGUGUCCAACCAGAAUUUCAGCCAUAAUAAAUAGCGCGCACUCGAGACCCAAGACAUCACUCAAGAACAUCUCCUUGGACAAGCAACUCUAUCUAGCUCACAAUGAAGGCCUUUAUUCUACCGAUCAUCCUUGGUUUGGCUGGUGCCAUGCCCCAGUAUCAGAAUUUUGGAGCUUCAUCAUAUCCAACGAAUGCCGGAUAUUCUUUGACCAUUGGCAGAGACGGUUCUUUGACUCCUCAAGGAUAUUAUCAACAGCCCAGUAAUCCGGCUUCAAAUACUGCACAGAACUACUACACAGAUUCACGAAUUCCCCAAGCGCAAUCCUCGCUGAGCCAAUUCCAGCAAUACAAUCUAGAUCAACAGGCCAAGCAACAACAAUUGCUCCAACAAUUGGCCCUUGAGCAACGACAAAUCAUUUCCGGCCAAUCUCCCUCAUCGCCUUUGUCGCCUUCAUCACCUUCUUCGCCCGUGCAAUUGAGGGCUCAGCCACUAGUCCCCCAACAACCGGAGUUGGAGCCGGACCAACCCGUCAAACCAGUGCUCAUUCCAGAAGAUUCGCUCAAGGCCAUUGAAGCCACAGGACAAGCCUCCUCUGGAUUUGUCGAUGGCAUUUUGGAGGCUUUUGGCGACGACAUUUCCCCCGAGAACAAGCAGAAAGCAGAGGAGAUCAAGACGACGUUCUCCAAUCUGGCCAGCAAACUGUCCGGCUUUGCUGCCCGACUCCAAGGAAUCGCAGACAAAGUACCUCAAAUCACUCAACUGUUGUCCCUUCAGCAGGCUGCCAGCAAAAAGGGAAUUUCUUUCGAAGCCACGAAAGAUAGCAGCACUGACACAGUGCUGAGUUUCGCAUGAUAUUCCUACCUACUUAGAAUUGUUUACUGUCCUUGGACUGCCUAAAAUAUAAAAAAAAAACAAGCAAAUAAUGAAUCUAAAGUCGUCAUUAGGCACAAUAUUGGUAGUGUGCUAUCAAUGAAGAUAAAAAAGUACGUAAAGAAAUUUCCCCCUCAAGGUGGUUUUAAUCCAACGUACUUUUCUGUCCCAUGAAAAGCUCUGUGCGAGCUCAGUAUUGAUCCAUUUCUUGCAAAACAUUAAAGGCCCAGAUUCAUUUGAAAUCGGUUGUACUCGCAAGAACAGGGUAGUGCGUUUCUACUCAUAUGAAAAGAAACAUAUAUUAAGCGCCUUUGCUCCCGAACGGCCUCGACUACUUCAAUUCAAUGCAUUUCAAUGAAAAAAAGUUAUUUGUUUUUGGCAAAAUUCAUUUCGUUAUAUACGAAACUUACAAGCCACCCAUUCACUUCUUUCUUUAACUUCAGUCUCAAGGAUAGACACCAGUUUAAUGGCUUAAUGUAAGCAAACAUCGAUGAUAACAUGAUAAUAAAACAGUCAUGUUAUUGAUCAUAAGGUAAGCUAAAUGUAAUACAGAAACGUUUUCUACUAUUUCCACUUAAAAAAUUAUUAGCAAUUAGCUGAUAUCUUGAAUACUGUACCUCAAUAGGAAUGUAUUUUUAAAUGGAUUGAAGUAAAUAUAUUCGUUUUGAACCGUG